AUGUCUAUCUACUUUGAUCAUGGAUUGGAUGAUAGUUAUACACCUAAAACUCUUUCAAUUAGAGCAGGUACUUACCUUGGCGAUUUACAAGAGAUACGUCAUAUUGAACUCAAUCAGCCACGUGGAUGGCAUCACUUUGCUUUGGAUAAUGAGACUAUGGAUGUGAUUACACCGAGUAAACAAUUGGAAGAUAAUGGUGUAUCUGAUGAGGCUAAACCAAUUACAGCUUUCGUUGUUCAAUUGGCAAUCCUCACCAACCAUCUCAACGGAAAAGAUAGUCAUGUCCGCGGUUUAACGUUCUUCUCCCCGGCCGAGUAA
Molecule: messenger RNA, 318 nt
Organism: Wallemia ichthyophaga EXF-994
Lineage: Eukaryota; Fungi; Basidiomycota; Wallemiomycetes; Wallemiales; Wallemiaceae
Product: Anaphase-promoting complex subunit 10
Exons: 2
Coding region: 1-318 (105 amino acids)
Biological process (GO): protein K11-linked ubiquitination; anaphase-promoting complex-dependent catabolic process
Cellular component (GO): anaphase-promoting complex
Source: RefSeq, a predicted model, not a curated record